AUGGAGUCCUCUUCGUAUAUGACGUGUGCUUUGAAGGUGGAUACUCAAACUCCUGGAUGGCAUAAAGCAAUGAUCAAAGUUUUGGGCAGCAUCCAAGGAGUGUCCUACAACAUUGACGGCCAACAAGGGUUGGCAUAUGUGUCUGGUAACAUAGACCCAGCCAUACUUCUAAAGAUGCUAGCAAAAACAGGAAAACAUGCAGAAUUGUUUUGGGUGGAUUCCAGACGUCAACAUAGAAACAACCAAAACCCACUUGUACAAGGAGAUGUUUCCCACUACCAUGACUAUGGGAAUAGAAAUUAUGCAAGAAUGGGGUAUUACCAUGGAAAUAGCUAUGGAGAUCAUGGCCAACACGGAAUGCUGGGCUAUGACUACGGGAAUAACCAACUUGGAAGACUGGCUUACUAUUGGGAUGAUCCUCAUAGGUUAUUCCCUUAUAAUGAAGUAGUACAACACUACCCACGCUCUGAGAUGGUGUCUCAUGAUUCCCAUCCGACCUCACCGCACGAGGAGACCAUUCACAAUUACAACCAAACGGCUCCAGCUCCAGUGCCGAUGGCUAACAAACAAAGUGAAAAGAAGCUGGUUAAGUGCUGUAUGAUGUGA
Molecule: messenger RNA, 606 nt
Organism: Juglans microcarpa x Juglans regia
Lineage: Eukaryota; Viridiplantae; Streptophyta; Magnoliopsida; Fagales; Juglandaceae
Product: heavy metal-associated isoprenylated plant protein 32-like
Exons: 3
Coding region: 1-606 (201 amino acids)
Source: RefSeq, a predicted model, not a curated record